Nicrophorus vespilloides is the source of this 424-nucleotide messenger RNA. RefSeq lists its product as uncharacterized. The record is from RefSeq and is a predicted model, not a curated record. Lineage: Eukaryota; Metazoa; Arthropoda; Insecta; Coleoptera; Silphidae. The transcript is spliced from 2 exons. The annotation marks the transcript as partial.
AUUUAUCGGAAGGAUCCGUGCGAAUUCUGCCUGUGCUUGGACGGAGAGAUGUUCUGCUGGUGGCAGGACUGUCCUCCAGCUGCGGAAGGACCGUGCAAGGAUCGCGGCCCAUUCACGCCCUGCCAGAUCAAAAGUGCCGUGUCUAAACCGAUGCCGCCUAAAGUGGAAACUGCGAAGCCGACAACGAAAUCAUCGGAAUCCAUUGCUAGCACUUUACUGCUAUCCACUCAAUCUUCCAAGAGACUAGAAGCUGUUGUACCAGCAGUAUCGAGCACGGAGAUGGCCCAAACGGACGAGAGGGCUUCCAGCCAAGAGCCGACAGCGAAGACGACAAUGAUGAAUGGAAACACGCCGAACCCGAUGGACGGAACGACCGAUGUAAUAAUCGCAACCGAUGAUGCACCGAAGAUCUGCACGGUCAUGG